Messenger RNA from Dothidotthia symphoricarpi CBS 119687, 3495 nucleotides. RefSeq names its product MFS general substrate transporter. The record is from RefSeq and is a predicted model, not a curated record. Bases 420 to 3446 code for a protein of 1008 amino acids. Gene Ontology annotation, molecular function: phosphopantetheine binding; transmembrane transporter activity. NCBI's taxonomy places the organism in Eukaryota, Fungi, Ascomycota, Dothideomycetes, Pleosporales, Dothidotthiaceae. The transcript has a single exon. Gene Ontology annotation, biological process: transmembrane transport.
GUCUUGCUUCAGUGCUCUAAACAGAUUCCUUAUCUCGACUACUCGCGUCAUGGAGGAUAACAUACACAAACCUUUACAACUUAUUAAUCCUCCUUUCGGUCAUCGACUCCUACCACAAAUUAUCGAUGAGCGCGCCAGCGCGCGCCAUGCUAGACCAUAUGCUGCAAUUCCUAAAUCGACUGAUAUCCAGCAAGGCUUCGAUGAAGUCAGCUAUGUCACUUUCGCUAAUGCCAUCAACCGAUGUGCACAUUGGCUGGUGAAGUCGCUGGGGCGGCCAUCGUCGACCGAGGUCAUUGCGUACCUAGCCACUCCCGAUUUGCGGUACCAAAUCUUGGUCAUGGCUGCUGUGAAAGCAGGGUAUGUGGUGUGUACAUGUUCAGUCUAGAAGACUUCUCAAUCCAAAUCUAAUAGUAUUGCAGAUGUUUUUCCCCUCGCCACGCAACACAGUCGAGGCCUUCCAAUCACUGUUCGAGGAUGCUGGAGUGACCAAAAUCAUUUCUCUGUCACAACCCUUGCCUGUAGUUCAGAGUAUCCUCAAGAAGAGGCCAAUGCAACUUCUCGCUAUGCCCAGCUUAGAAGAGCUUCUUGAUGACGAACAAGUCCCGCCCAUGCCAUUCAAAGGCACGUUUGAAGAUCAUCGCUUUGAACCACUGCUUCUCUUGCACACCUCUGGAUCUACAGGUAAUCCAAAAGUCAUCACUUUGAAGCAUGGCCUUUUUGCGACAAUCGAUGGGUGGGGUCACCUUCCUGGAAGCCAGACAAUUCCACUAUAUGGUAACAAAAGACUGUUUUCUCCAUUCCCACCCUUCCAUAUCGCGGGCUUCAACUAUACGGUAACGGUUCCAUGUUAUGUCGACUCCACUGCAGUUUUGCCGCCGUCUGGAGUACCCAUCAACACAGAUCUAAUCCACGCUAUACACACUCAUGGAUCGGUGAAUUCAUCUAUUCUUCCCCCAUCCAUAGUCCAAGAGCUCGUCCAGAACGACGAAUAUUAUGAAUCACUGCGUCGUCUUGAUGGGCUUACAUUUUCUGGAGGACCCUUAUCAGAACAUACAGCGGACUUGGUGAAUCGCCAAACCAGCCUAGCGUCUUCCAUGGGUGCCACGGAGUAUGGAGGCCUGCCGGUCAAUGCGAAAGAUGCUGAGGACUGGGGCUAUUUUCGUUUUGAUGAGACAGGAGCCGGCAUCGAAUGGCGAGAAAGCGGCCAAGAGGGUUUAUAUGAACUUGUCUUUGUCCGUCGACCAGAGCUAGAUUAUCUUCAAGGCGCAUUCGUCACAUUUCCCGACCUGGAUGAAUAUCACACCAAAGACAUUUUCUCAAAACAUCCCUCCAAACCCAAUCUUUGGAAGUACGAAUCUCGUCUCGAUGAUAUUAUCAUUCUGAGUAAUGGGGAGAAUCUCAAUCCAGUCCCGAUGGAGAGAAUCUUGCAGGGAUGUUCUGCUGUCAAGGGUGUUUUGAUUUAUGGUCAAGGUAGGUUUCAGACCUCGUUGUUGGUCGAGCCAAAAUCCCACGAGACUUCAUACGAGGAACUCUUGAGCCAGCUCAAACCUUAUGUCGAACAGGCGAACCGUAUAUGCCCUACGUAUGGCAGGGCUUCACUGGAGUUGUUGGUGGUUACGGCUCCUGACAAACCUUUGCUGAGAGCAGCAAAGGGAACGGUGCAAAGAGCAAAGUGCUAUGCUCUGUACAAUGACGAGCUAGAUGCACUGUAUUCCAAAGCACCACCACAGGAGAAAGACGACCGAAUGCCCAUAUUGCAACUUGACAAACAAUCCUCAUCGGAGGAUUCGCUUAUGAGAUAUGUGAGCAGCAUGCUGGGUAUUGAAGAACAUGACAUCAACAUAACGGACGACAUCUUCACGUUUGGAAUGGACUCGUUGCAUGUCUUGACGUUCGUAAGAGAUAUCAAUAAGGCUCGAGGUGCCAGCAAGGAACCCGUCAACCAGACCUUCAUUUAUGAGAAUCCGACUGUCCAGAAGCUUGCUGCUGCAUUGACGUCGGGCGUCCGCAUCAAGGGCUACUCUGACUUCGAUCCCGAUAACGAAGACGAAAAGCGCACAUGGCUGCUCAUGGAAGAGGUUUUCCAACAAGGACGGGCGCGACUGGUGAAUACUUACGGUCAACCUGGAGGCGAGAAGAAGAGGGCUUUGAGGGAUAUUGUACGUUCCUCGGCACCAGCUCCACUGUACCCUGUCGACGGAGGUACUACUGCCUGGCUGCAAGUUCUCGGUGCAUUCCUCGUCAACAUGAACAAUUGGGGCCUUGUCAACUCGUUUGGUGUCUACCAAGGAUACUACCAAUCCACUUUGUUGGCCGAAUUCAGCCCUGGCUCCAUCUCUUGGAUUGGAACGCUCCAGGGCUCCCUUCUCCUUAUCGUUGGCGUUCUCUCAGGUCCGUUGUUUGACAAGGGUUACUUUCGCUGUAUCCUCAUCACUUCUGGAGUUGGGGUAGUUUUCGCUCUAAUGAUGCUGAGUCUUGCGCAAACCUACACUCAGAUUAUUCUCUCGCAAGGUGUCUUGCUGGGAUUGUGUCUGGGCUUCCUAUACGUGCCCAGUGUCGCUUUGAUCCCGUUGUACUUCAAAUCUUGGCGCGGAGUGGCACUUGGUCUUGCGACAGCUGGUGGUUCGUUUGGCGGCGUUGUUUACCCUUUGAUGUUCCGCUAUUUGCUCAUCAGCUAUGGGUUUGCGUGGGCCAACCGAAUCAUCGGUUUUGUGGCACUGGCAACCAUAGGCAUUUCCAUUGGGUUGAUCCGCCCAUUGGGGCCCCGCUCGACUCGUCAGCUGAUCGAUCUGGCUGCCUAUACCGAUGCGCCGUAUGUUGUGUUUACAAUUGCUGGUUUUCUGCUCUUUUCAGGAAUUCUCCUCCCUUUCAUCCUAAUCACGACAUAUGCUUCGACGACCUUGUCUUUACCCACGGAGGAUGUUUCCUAUCUUCUCAGUAUUCUUAAUGCAGCACAGUUUUUCGGCCGCACUUUGCCUCCGCUUGUGACGGAUUGGGUCGGUCCAGAAAUACUUUUGUUGGGGGCUGAAGUGGCGGCCAGCAUUGUCGCGUUUUCUUGGAUAGCUGCGAGAUCUCUUACGGGCAUCACACUUUGGAUCAUUGUGUAUGGAUUUCUCUCAGGCAUGGCAGUGACGCUACCAGCCAUUGUGCUUCCAUAUAUCACGCCGUCCAUGUCCUUGUUGGGGACGCGGCUGGGUAUGGUGUACGCUGUUGCGGGGAUUGGCUAUUUGAUCAGUGCGCCAGUGGCUUUUGCGCUGAACGGAUUGACGUCUGGGUUCCUCGGGGCGCAGGUAUGGAUGGGGACGUGUUGCAUCACAGCAGCUGGGUUCUACAUAGUGGCUGCCAGGGAGGCACGAAAGAGGAGGAGGCUCUACGAAGCGAAUGGAGCCAACACGUCGCUGUGGCGAAAGAGGAAGGAGAAGCAGGGGGUGGACAAGAUGGGCUGAUGUAGAUAGUGUAUUGGAUCUGUGAAUGAGCUAGUAAUUUACAAUGCGU